Molecule: messenger RNA, 1951 nt
Organism: Nilaparvata lugens (brown planthopper)
Lineage: Eukaryota; Metazoa; Arthropoda; Insecta; Hemiptera; Delphacidae
Product: cilia- and flagella-associated protein 70
Exons: 11
Coding region: 153-1883 (576 amino acids)
Biological process (GO): cilium movement; cilium assembly
Cellular component (GO): extracellular exosome; motile cilium
Molecular function (GO): protein binding
Source: RefSeq, a predicted model, not a curated record
AAAGCCUUAUACCAAAAAGAGUUGAAAAACCAAUAAAUAUAAAAAAUGCUGAAAAGGCUUACAAUGACUACUGCUCAGCUAUAAAGGAGGCACAUCAAAUUAUUGCAGAAUCUUAUCGGGAAUACGCUACAAAAUGUGCGAGAAAUCUGAAAAUGGACCUUUUUGCAAAAUAUCUUGAGGACACAGGAUUGAUUUCAAAAAUCAAGGCUCAUCUUAGAGAAACAGUUCUGGAUUAUAUGAUAUUCAAAAUCGGUCUACCAUCGAAGAUUGACAAGGAAAGUGCUCUUCAGGAUUUUCUAGCAAAGUCUUACAUCAAACUAGUGGAAGAUAUGCGACUGACGGUCACAAACAGGCAUUCAGGGAAGAUCAACUCUGAACGAUCAAUAAUCUGCAACUACCCCUCAGAAGUGGACGCAAAUGCGCUUCAUAUUUUCGCAUGUGAAGCUGCUGAAGAAAAUGACAAAGACAAGGCCAAGUCCCUCUUAUUGAAGAUGAUUGAUAUGGAUUAUGAGAGUCCAGCUCCAUUCAUCAAAAUGGCGAUUCUAAUGCUGCAAGAAAAUAACAUUGACGAAGCUGAAACCUACACUAAGGAAGUUAUAUCCAUAGAUACCAGGCAUCCUAUAGGGCUAUUACUGUAUGCCGUAAUUUUAUUCCUGAAGGAAGACUUUAAUACUUCGGAAUUAUUUUUGCAUGCAGUCACAACCUUUCAUCCCAACUUUGUUGAGGCUUGGAUCGCUUUCUACUUCUUCUACUGGCACUUCCAAAUGUUUGAGGAAGCUAGAAUAAUUAUGAGUCACGUGGAUAAACUCAUGUUCUCCCUCCCUUCAAAAACCGAGAAUCAACCAGUGAUUGAAGAAAUCGAAGAAUCAAAGAACAAUUCGACAGGCAUUAUUGAUGUUAUUGUUAUUGACGAUAAAAAUCUCAACAGUGCGAAAGUAGAGGAGCAAACAAUUGACGAAAAAAUCGACAGCAAUCCGCAAUUGAAUUCCGAUAAUUUGGGAUUGAGCUCUGAAAAUACAGAGUCAAAAACAUUGGAUGCCAUGAGUGAAAAUCCAGUUAUAAAAAGAUUGGAUGUCAUGAGUUAUGUGGAUAAUGAUGUGUUGGAGCCUAUACUCUCGUGGUUUCCUGAAAUUUGUGAUGAUGAUUAUGCAACAUUUUUGAAAACAGCCAUAUUUCUGUUGACUCUCAGAUGUUUCAUGUUUGCUGAAAUGUCUCUGAAUAAAGUUCGUCAGUUGUCGACCAAUGACGAAAUAGCAGUUAUUGUCGAAUAUUUAUUGGCCUGCUGUGAUUAUCUCCAACAUCGGCCUGAGAAUGCUCUCCAACAUUUUAAUGCUGCUCUACGUUUCAACAUUCAACCAACUCCAUUACAUCUACUAUCUGGCCACUGUUACUAUAAAAUGGAGAAUUUUGAAAAAAUGGAAGAGAGCUACAGUUUUGUACAGAGUGUGUCAAAAAGACCGAUCGCCUUUCAACUGCACUUGAUGUAUUUGAGGCUUGGUAAUGCAAAAUUCAUGCAAGAAAAAUUCAGAGAUAGCAGCGAAUUCUAUUUCAAAUCAUGUGAGCAAAUUUGCAGUCCUUUGGCAUGGCUUGGCUUGGCUAAAUCCUGCUACAUGUUGGAAUCAUAUUUGGACGCUGAAAGGUGUCUAUGCGAGGCAAAUCUGUUGGACUGUGAGAAUGGCGAAAUAUGGGGUUACUUGGCACUGGUCAAUCACAAACUUAAUCGUCCUGCUGUUUUUCUUGAUUGUUACAACCAGACUAAACGAUUCCCAUCCAACAACGAAAUGCUGAGGAAUGAGAUCGGACAACUUUACUAUUCAUUCUAUGAGAGCAACUGUUUUAUCAAUAGGAGAAGCACUAUGGAUUGUGUUGAUAUCCCGGACUGAUGUCUGACGAUUUUGUUGACAAUUUUUCGUUUUUUAAACACAUAUUUUGUUGUUAAAUUUGUAAAUUU